Messenger RNA from Cooperia oncophora, 372 nucleotides. NCBI's taxonomy places the organism in Eukaryota, Metazoa, Nematoda, Chromadorea, Rhabditida, Trichostrongylidae. The record is from the annotation of a GenBank genome assembly.
AUGCAGCAGAGGCUGAAAAUGAUGGAGGAGGAACGAGAUGAAGCCGAGAAACGUGCAGAAGUAGCUGAAGCGAAGGUGGCCGAUUAUGUUGAGAAUUUUGUCAAGUACCGUGGGCAAAUGGAGGGCGAAGCAUUACGAGCGAUCACAAAUGGUUACCGAAAUGCGUUGUCUGCGAUUCCAUCAGCGAGACGAGAUGCUGACUCUAGUCUCGAUCGAUUAUUUCCCCAUAUAAGAUCGUCAAGUUGCAAUGAGAAUAACGAACCACCAGCGGAUCCAGGUGGGAAGUUAUUGACUGCUCGAACAAGGCUACCCUCACGAACGGAAACUGUGUCUGGUCGUUCAGGCUCUUCUAAUCAGAGGAAAAAGAAGUAA